Molecule: messenger RNA, 1925 nt
Organism: Centruroides sculpturatus (bark scorpion)
Lineage: Eukaryota; Metazoa; Arthropoda; Arachnida; Scorpiones; Buthidae
Product: major facilitator superfamily domain-containing protein 6-like
Exons: 3
Coding region: 7-1635 (542 amino acids)
Cellular component (GO): membrane
Source: RefSeq, a predicted model, not a curated record
AACAAUAUGGAGAUUAUAGAAAUAGAAACGAAUAAGAAAAAACAAAAGUGCCUUAUCAACAGGAGACUUUUACCGUUAAAAAUACAUUACUUUCUUUUAGCGGCAGCUCAAUCAGCUGUUAUUCCAUAUCUUCCUAUAUUCGCCAAAGAAUCUGGAAUUAGUGCUAUUGCUGUAGGGGUGGUGCAGUUAUUAGCUCCUCUGAUAGCUACAGUAGCCAGGCCUUUAUUUAAUGCAUUUACUAAUUAUCUACACAAUUUAAAACAAAGUUUAAUGGGACUAGUUAUCAUAAAUACUAUCUGUUGUAUUGUGGUAAUGUUUAUUCCAACAUCAAAAACUAAUAGUUUGACAUUGGUCUCAACGUUUUCUUGUGAUUCGUAUGAAUGGACAACCCCUCUACCUGAAGAGUCUCCAUUUAGAACUUUAGAAGCAAACGAAACGAUCGUAUGUGGGACGUUGUGUACAACAUGCGCUGUUUAUAGUCCUUCAUCAAACAUCACAGACAUUUUACCAGAUUUAAUUUUGGACAAUUAUUACGACAAUGCCACAACGAUGAUAUGUAAACAGAAAGAGGAAAGACGUUUGAUGCAUCUGAUAACGCUUGAAAAUGGUAUUGUUGCUGUAUCAAACGACAGCAAACCGACCUGUGCUACAAAAGUGAUUUAUAACUGUACCAUUGUUUGCCCUUGUAAUUACAGCUGCUGUUCAACUAUUAAUGAUUACGCCAACACUCAAUUUUGGAUGAUUUUGAUUCUUUACUUUUUCUUAUCUUUAUUGGCUGCCAUGAUGAACAAUUUAUCAGAUACCGCUUGUUACGAGUUGGUACAUAACAGUCCCCGAAUUUACGGUAAUCAGAAAUUAUGGACGUCACUCGGUACCGGUGGUUUUGCUUUAUUAACUGGUUACAUAUUAGAUUUAUUUACAUCCCAACAAAAAACUGAUUAUUUAGUUGGGUUUUACAUUAUGGUAAGCGUAAUGUUUCUCGACUUUGUAAUUUUAUGUGGUGUCGAAGUGGAUGUGGUUUCAACUGCGACUAGUAAUACGGAGUUUUUAAAAUUAUUUUCUUCGUGUUAUAGAAAUAUCGUUUUCAUAUGUUUUGCCUUUUAUAUAGGUAUCAUUUCUACUCUCUUGAACACUUUUUUAUUUUGGUAUCUUGCUGAUCUCGGCGCAUCGAAAACACUAAUGGGUAUGGCUCUAUUUAUCAACUGUAUUUCUGAAAUUCCCACAUAUUUUUAUUCUUUUAAGAUAAUUGAAAAGUUAGGGCAUUUUAUUACAACGUUUUUUGCAUUAAUAUGCUACAGUAUUCGAUAUUUUAUGUACUCUGCACUUGAAGAUCCUUGGUAUGUUCUACCAGUGGAAGUGAUGCAAGGAUUAACUUAUAGACUUUUUUACUUAACUUUAAGUUCAUACGCGAAAAAAAUUUCUCCACUAGGAACUGAAAUAACGAUGAAAGGAAUUUUAGGAGCAGCAUUUUCUGGAUUUGGCUGGGCAGUUGGGAAUAUUUUAGGAGGAUGUUUAAUGGAUAUUUUUGGCGGAAGAUAUACAUUUCAUUAUGCUGCAAUUGCAACUACUAUAGGAUAUUGUCUUUUGAUGUUUCUUCAUUUGUUGUUAAAAUUUUUUGAAAACAGAAGGAGGUAAAAAACUUUAAUUUUUAAUCAAAUUUUAGUUAGUUUUUAAUUAAUUCGUACGAUACACCGCACCACUCGUUGGAUAACGUAUAAGCAGAAAUGCAGAUAAAACACACAAAUACAAAUCCAACGACUGGAAGAACGGGCGACGAUUGAUUAAAAUCGGCCAUUCUUCGACGUAUUCAAAGGUGCAAAUUUACCAGAAGCGACUAAGAGUGAAAGAAAAGGUGUCACUAUCAAUUCUGAUAAAGCUCAAGCUGACACUUUCUCAGGUCAGAAAAUUGGCUCAUACCAUCUUCU